This is a messenger RNA of Punica granatum (pomegranate), 3720 nucleotides long. Lineage: Eukaryota; Viridiplantae; Streptophyta; Magnoliopsida; Myrtales; Lythraceae. The record is from RefSeq and is a predicted model, not a curated record.
AGUUUUUUUUUUUUUGUGUCUUUGCUCGGAAACGGAGAGGAGGAAGGUUGUCGUCUCCAUUCGUUCACCUCUUUCUCCUUCCAAAUCCGAGCAGUAAUGGCGUACGCCGACAUUUUCUAAGCAUAAGAUUUCAUCUUCCUUCUUACCCGCCGGAGCUGACUGUUAUCUUCUUCAGGCCACCCUGCGGCGGAGACCUUCUGUAUGUGGUGGUGAUAUUAAAUGGGUAAGGCUUUUCUUUUUUCUUGUUUAAAAGACUCAAAUGACAUCACCUUCAUGCUGGUUAUACAUUUAUUUUGCAUGAUUUUCUCAUUUGAACCCCUAGAAAGCUCUGCACAAGCUAUCCCUGUGCCAUCUUCGGACAAAGAGAUCGAGUGUAAAGUUGGAAUGGUAUUCAAAAGUGAGGAGGAAGCCUACGAUGCGUACAAUUUAUAUGCGUAUAGAAAGGGUUUCGGGGUCCGUAAAGGACAGAAGUAUUUUAACCGCAACAAGAAUGAGCUUUGGAGAUGCACGUUCCUACGCCGCCGAGAGGGGUCUGGACCCGAGCUAAAUCCUUAUGAGCAAAAGAUAUUCAAAUUUGACCCCUAAAUGUGGGUGUCAGGCAAGUGUUAAGUUCGACAUCCAAGAUGGGAGAUAGGAAGUUAUCGAAUUCAAUUCUGUUCACAACCAUCCGUUUUUAGGGAAUGACCAGAAGCAUUUAAUUAGAUCAAGCAGAAAGGUUGCUGAAACUAAGGUGGAUCUUCAGAAUAUUAAGUCGGAUUUUGCAAAAAGAGUUCCAAAAGCAUAUUCAUAUUUGACAAGUGUGAGCCAAGGACUGCAAACUAGUGAGAGUCUUCCUCAAGUGAAAAGCUUAAACGAGAUUCAUGCAGGAGACUGCCAACUUCUAUUGAAUCACACGUUUUCCCUGCAGUUAAGAGUGAGCAACUUUUAUUACUCAACUCAAGUAGAUGACCAGAGCAAGCUUACUAACGUCUUCUGGUGCGAUGGUUUAUCUAGACAAGAUUAUGAGUGUUUCAGGGACGCUGUCGUUUUUGACACGACAUACUGGACUAAUAAGUACAACAUUUUAUGCUCCCUUUUUUCAGGGGUGAAUCAUCAUACGAUGAGUGUUUUGUUCGGGUGUGCAUUUUUAUCAGAUGAAACUGCACCUUCGCUCACUUGGGUCUUUCAGACUUUCUUGGAAGCAAUGGGGGAUAAAGCCCCCAAGACUAUAUUCACUGGUCAGGAUGAUGCUGUAGCCAUAGCCAUUCAGAAGGUCUUCCCCCAGACAAAUAAUCGACUGUACAUAUGGCAGAUAGAUAGGAACUCCAGUAAUCAUAUCUCUAAUCUUCUAGCAGAACCUGAGUUCAGCGAUAAGUGUUUCACGAAAUUCCUGCAAGGAUGUAAAUCAGAAACAGAAAUCCAACAGAUGUGGAAGGAGAUGUGCAAUGAGUGGGGUUUGGCUGAAAACAAAUGGUUGAAUGACUUGUAUCAGCUGCGCGCUAAGUGGUCCUCGGCCCUUAUUCGCGAUACAUUUUCGGCUAAUCUAAAUUCCCGAGCGAAACAUCAUAUCUUUCAGCAUGUUUUGUGUAAGUUGAUGAGUUUGGUCGAGUUAGUGACCCAUUAUGAGAAGUAAGCUGAGAAGAUUUGUGAAGUUGAACUUUCCAGUGAUGCUGAUUGUGCUAGAGGCAACCCGAGAUUUAUCGUGUGAGAAAGCGGAAUUCUGAAGCAUGCAGCUAAUGUAUAGACACAUGCCAUUUUCAAAAAAUUCCAAGAUGAGUUCUUACACAGUGUUUCACAGCGUGUUAUUUCUUUGAAUAGUGAUGGAUCUUUGUGCACUUAUAUCUUGAAGAAUGAAGAUGGUCAGACAGAGCAUAUUGUAAAUUUCAAUUCAAGCGAUCGUUCCAUUUCCUGUAUCUGCAAACUGUUUGAAUCGAAAGGUGGUUGUGCCGUCAAACUCUAUGCAUUUUGAACUCCAGAGAAAAUGUCAACUGUAUACCAUCCCAGUACAUUUUGAAAAGAUGGACGAAAGGUGCAAAGGAAGGGAUCUUGAGUGGAGAUUAUGCACUGAAUUCUACAAAAUCUUCAAAGAAGUUGCGGGUUGAUAAAUUGAUGGGCAAAGCUUUCAGUGUUAUAAGCUUGUGUGCAAUAGGCGGAUACAGUGGAGAUGGCUAUUAGAAGCUCAGACCUACACGAAGCUGAAGUUAGAACCGAGAAAGAAGCCAUCGGGAAGUGUUUGGGUGGUAAAAGAGUGAUGGAGAAGGAUGAUUCUGAUACUUCAAACAGUGGCGAGGGCAGAACCAGGGCUCGUGUUAAGCCUUCUGCUGCCAAGCAGAAGAAGCGGAAGUUGAAGGAGAUUACAGAAUCCUCCCCUUUUGAUGAAGAUCCAGUUCUACUAUGUGCUAGUGUCCCCACACAUGCAAGUUCUGUUGCAAAUCCAAACUUGCCUGUGAAUCCAUAUCAUCCCAAGAACUCGACUUUUCCCAUCAAUAUGAACUCAGUUCUGAAUCCGGCUUUCUACAUGAAUCCAAAUAUCUAUAUGACCCUAAGCUAUCAAAAUCAGUAUAUGCCAUGCUUCAACGCAUCGAUCAAUAAUUCUAACUCUGCCUUAAUGUCUCUAUCGGUUCAGGACUCUUCGGAUAGCAGCAGAUUUCAUACUACUCCUCACAGUCAGCAACCUAGCCUGGAUUCUGUGGCAAGCAUUGAAGGCAGCUCGAAAUGAAGAUCAUUCUCGAAAGGCGAUAGAUUCAAAUCCAGACACAGGAUCCUCUUGUUAGUUGAUUUCUUCAUGGCUGGGAAUGACCGAGGAGCCACCAGUUUCUUCAAGAUCUCAGCUCUGUGGCGCCUCAUGUGACCACCAAGGGCUUGCCCAAUGGGAAACUUGAGGCCGCAUAUCGAGCACCUGUGUGCCUUUGGCUCGGACGGUGGAUCUGACGCUUUGGGCCCUUGGGGAUGAUGUCCGGUGCUAAUCUCCAGGCUGGGCUUCGUGUGGCUCGCCCUGUGGCCUCCCAGUGCCUGGAAACUUGGAAAUUCUCGAUUGCAAGUUUUACAAGCAUACACCCUUCCCGCUGCCCCUGGGUGUUUCUUCAGGACGAUUUCACCUACUCGAGAAAGUAGCAUGAGACAAUUAGCAGUAUCCAUGUCCUCCAGUUCUCCCUCCUCUCUUUCUCUCUUCAUAGCCAGCAAGUAAUGCAAAAGUUCUCUGCUUAUGAUAUCUGUUGUUUGAAUACGUAAACUUUGUGUGCUGCAAAGUUCACUGCUGAGUGGUUUGUGCAUAUAGUUGGCAUAUAUAUAGGUUGGCAGUUCCAAACAGAGAGUGACCGAGUUCAUGACAUUGGCCGAAAUGACAGGUUUGCCCAUCCCUCGUGCAACCAAGUAAGGAAGAGUAUGUCGGCAUGGUAUGUAAAUAAGUUGGAAAUUGGAGGGUAGUGAUGACAGUAGGCGCCGGAGUGUCUGCAUGACCGCGUGGAUAUCUAUGUGUACAUAUAGAUAUAAAACUUUUGGGAUGCGCGUGAAGAUUUCCAGAAGAGAAGCAUUGCUUAAUUGAGCUGCUCUCUUUCUCUGAGGCGCGUUAAGGAAAGGUUCUUUUCCUCGAAUUUACCUUUGGUGGCUUUUCCUAAUCUCUAUUUUUUUUUAUUAUUUAUUUGGUAAUUUCGUAGGCCUUCCCCUAUUGGUGGGAACACUUGAAUUUAAUAUCUUAUAUGUAUUUUUCCUUUUCCGCAGAUAUAGAAUCCUCUCCGUGUA